AUGUCGAAACUGGAGUACACCUCUCUGGACGAGAUCCCGAAGAUUCACGAACUCUUACGAGCAGGUUUCAAAUCAGGAAAAACUAGGCCUGUCGCGUAUCGCAAGCACCAGUUGUUGCAGCUGGCAUACCUUUUGAAGGACAACAGGCAACGCUUCCGAGAUGCGUUCUCAGCAGAUUUCAAACGUCCGUAUGAAGAGUCUGACAUGCUGGAGAUUGAUCCUAGCAUAGGCUGUGUUGUGGAAGCAUACGACUCGGUGGCAAAAUGGGCCGCGCGAGAAAGAGCUCCGUUCGACCAGCUCUGGUUUGCAAUGUCACCGGCUAUUAGGAAAGAACCGAGAGGAACUGUCUUGGUAGUGGCGCCCUUCAAUUAUCCGGUCUUGCUGCUGGUGAAUGGCUUCGUCGGCGCCAUAGCAGCGGGGUGCACGGUUCUUCUCAAGCCAUCUGAGUUAGUUCCUUCAAUCAGCGGCCUCCUGGCAGAAUUGUUGCCUCAGUAUCUUGACCAAGACCUAUACCGGAUUGUAAACGGAGCUGUUCCGGAGAUGACAAAGAUCCUGGAGCUUAAAUGGGAUCACAUCUUCUACACCGGCGGUGGUCGCGUUGCCCAAAUUAUUAGCAUAGCGGCUGCAAAACAUUUAACCCCUCUGACGCUUGAGCUUGGCGGCAAAAGCCCCGUUGUUAUUGAUCCGGGUUGCGACCUCAAUGUUGCUGCGAGGCGUAUACUAUGGGGAAAGACUAUUAAUGCUGGCCAGGUCUGCCUGGCCCCCGACUAUGCUCUUGUUCCCAAAGAUUUCCAGGACACUUUCGUGGCAGCUAUGCAACGCGCAUUCAAUGAAUUCUUCCCAACUGAGUCGCCCAGACCUGGUGUCAUGUCAUGCAUCGUUUCGCAGCAGCAUGCUUCCCGACUAAAGCGUUUGGUUGAUGAGACAAAGGGUACCAUCGUAUUUGGUGGUCAAGUUGACGUUGAGCAACAGUUUAUAUCACCCACGGUUGUCAAGGAUGUAGCUGGAGAUGAUGUUCUCAUGAGCGAAGAAAUCUUUGGACCCAUUCUUCCAGUUGUUCCCGUCAAAGAUGUGGAUGAGGCCAUCGAAUUUAUAAAUGCCCGGGAUUCUCCGCUCGCUCUAUAUGUCUUCUCGCGUGACUCGGCUUUCAAGGCAAAGGUGUUUGAUAACACCCAGAGUGGUAUGGCAGUUGCGAACGAAGUUGUCAUAGGAAUGGCGGUUCAUGGGGUGCCAUUUGGAGGUACCGGUGCGAGCGGACAUGGAUAUAGUACAGGAAAGUGGUCGUUUGACGCAUUCACCCACCUGAGAGCCACGUUUGACAACCCGAGCUGGGUUGACACUUUGAUAUUCAAUCGCCGCUAUCCCCCAUAUUCGGUAUGCCUCGUUGCUUAA
Fibroporia radiculosa is the source of this 1392-nucleotide messenger RNA. RefSeq lists its product as uncharacterized. Gene Ontology annotation, molecular function: aldehyde dehydrogenase (NAD+) activity. The record is from RefSeq and is a predicted model, not a curated record. The transcript has 16 exons. Lineage: Eukaryota; Fungi; Basidiomycota; Agaricomycetes; Polyporales; Fibroporiaceae. Gene Ontology annotation, cellular component: cytoplasm. Bases 1 to 1392 code for a protein of 463 amino acids. Gene Ontology annotation, biological process: aldehyde metabolic process.